AUGGCUACCAAGGCUCAAGCUUGUACAUUGUAAUGGUGAGGAGGGAUUGAUGAGAAUGAGAGGGCUUGGACAUUAGCCUAAACAGUCCCGUGGUUUUCUCCCUUUUUGGGUUUCCACGUAAAAAUCAUUGUUUAUAUUUUAUUAUCACCACAUAGCCAUGAAACCCUCCCGGAAGGGGUGUUGUACUUCCGGGCUGCGGCGAAUUAACCUCAACACUGGCGCCGUCUGUGGGAAUCAUGUUCAAAAAGAUUCAUGUGUUCUUAAUUUUCUACGGAAGAUGCACACAAAGGGAACUGUUUUUGGUUUUUUACAAAAGGAUUCAUGGGAUUCAUACGAAAGGAAAAUGGCCUGGGGAAUUUUCUAGGAUUACAGUAGAAGGGAUGAGGGGAAAUAUCCCCUUUCCGGUGAAAACCAUACACCAUAAGCCGUCCCUGAGGACCCGGCCAGUUAGUUCCCCCACCUCUGGCCAUCUGGGUGGUCACCGGGAAAUUUGCAAGAAGAAGAAGCAGCUCCUGCAAUGGCCAUCUGGGUGGUCACCGGGAAAUUUGCAAGAAGAAGCAGCUCCUGCAAAAUUUGCAGAGGAUGAGAGGCAGUUGGAGGAUGUGGUUGUUGUCUUUCCACGACAGCUGCAACCUAACAAGAAUAGAGAGGGAUUGGUGAAAUGACCUGUGGGGCCAUGGUUGGCUAAUCAGCUGCCUCGAUCCUGCACCCCAACGAUCGUUUGCUCAACUAAGCCGAGCAUGGUGACGAGCGAGAGAGGAUGGCAGGCCCGAGCGGGGGUAUCGGUUGGCGUUUUCAAUAUUCAUGAAAACAAAAUCAUUCCAUAGAAUGGCAGGUGCAGAAUCAGAGGGGCACCUGGAGCGGACAAGCCAGACGCCGGUCUACCUUGCCGGAGCAGCCCGCACGUCUCCAAACUCAGCUCAUGCAUAUCCUUGCCGCCCAGCACUGCAGGGUGGUUGCUUUCACCGGAAUACCCAGCGCACAGGCACACCCGAUCCUCGAUGCCGCGCAGUCACUGGACCAGCUUAGAAAGCUGAUGAGAGCUAGCCUUCCGGCUCCGCCACUCUGCCUGCCUGCCUCGGGUAGCCUCAGUUGGAUACCUGCAAAGGCUAGCUGGCCCCUCAGCAUCUCGCAAUCCGUAGGAAAAGAUGUUGGCUUAACCAACAAGGUCUUCUCAUUAAGGGAAGAAGAGCUCACGUUAAGUGAGGCCGAGCGUCCCAGAACCACCUUAGGGCUAAAAGAGGACCAUGCGCAGAGCACAUCACUCAGAUGGUACUCUUGACCGAAGGAUGUCUUCUCCGAGCACACCACUCCGUCUGGAUAGAAGGAAGUAGUGCUAGGCUGGCCGCACGGGUUUUCAAAUGUGAUGAUGGCUCUCAACGCAUCAGGGGCCAGCUCGGGCAUCAUGUAUGCGCGACGCCCGGCGUCUGAAGCGCUACCCAUUGGUCAACGCCGCUCGGCAAGCACAAUGCCACUCUGGCUGACCAGAUCAGCUCACUAACCGGCGGUACACCGCUUGGUUCUCAACGCACCGGGGAACAACAAGGAACUUGUAAGCUGGCCGCCCGACUUCAAUGACCCUGCUCAAUGUUUUAACACCGUCCAGUGAAGUGAAACCCGGUUUGAAGCGGCUGUCUCUAAAUUCUGGUCUCUUGAACACUUAGACCGGCGCUGACGUCCCGCCUCCCGUCACAUAAGACGCUCAGCAAAUAGAACCGCCCUUUCCCCAUCAAGGAUGUAGGUGAUGGGAAUAUAGAUCAGACCGGACGCUCGGGGCUCUGCUGCGACGCCGCACAAUAUCAGGAUCAGACCCAUUUUGGAGAAGACCUUGCCCCGGCCAGCGUGGAUAGAAGGCUCUGCUCGAGCCUCCACGGUUUGGCCAGACCUUCACCGCUCGGCCUUUCGGAGUUCUCACUUCUCAGCCCUGGUUAACUUGGGACCCCUUGAAGACUAGUUGGCCGCUCGUUCGCUCUUCCCCGCUCGGCCUUGAACCUGUGGGAUGGCCGCCCGGCCUAUCGUAGGUGAGGAUCAUUCCUUCCUCUCGAUGCUUCUAAAAUUGGAAGUCCAAAUGAGGUAUGGAAGGAUGGGCCAGAUCUUUUUCUAAGCGGGCCGGAUCAAGUUAAUAGGGUUGGGCACGUACGGCAGAUGGAUGGAUAGCAAAUAAGUAAGGUUAUGGAGAAUUUUGACCAAGUCUAAAUAAAAAAGAGGGAUCCCAUAUCAUUUCAGACUCAGCUCGCCGAGCCCCGCUUCAAAAGCUAAGUCCAAAUUUCCUGACUCAUUAAUUAAUUUCAAAUAGUAUUAAUGCUGCUAUUGGCUAUCACCAUUAUUUAUUAGGGAUUAAAAUAUCCCAAAAUUAAAUAAUGCCGAGUGAAGCUCCUAUGAUAAAUUGGACUUUUAUUUUUAAAGAAUUAGACGACGAGCCGAGGGUCAUUGUACCCUUAGGCCGACGGUCACGCCCAGAAGAGCCCCAGACCGACACACACACAUACACUAAAAAAAUAGAGGGGCACCAGGGAACCCCCAAAUGGGAUAAACCCGUUUCUCACCGUCUACGAUGACCCAGCUCAGCUUAGGAUCCAAAGGACCGGGCUAAAAGGCAGGUAUGACGAGCGGAUGAGGACCACCAUCUUAUGCAGCAUGAUCGGCCCCUCACAGACUACGACGACCUAGCUCAGCUCAGGAUCCAAAGGACCGGGCUGAAGGACAGGUACGACGAGUGGAUGAGGACCACCGUCUCAUGCAGCAUGAUUGGCUCCUCACAGACUACGACGGCCUAGCUCAGCUCAGGAUCCAAAGGACCGGGCUAAAGGGCAGGUACGACGAGCGAAUGGGGACCACUAUCUUAUGCAGCGUGAUCGGCCCCUCGUCGCCAUCGUGUCUCGUUCAUGUUUGGGAUCACUAUUCCUUUCUAGGAUGGGACCCGUCACUGUAUAUCACGCCUGACACACCCACAUUCAUGCAUCACAUCUCAUAUAUUCAUGCAUACGCACAUACAUCGUAUUUAGGGCCGUCGCCUUUAUAUGUGCAAGGGCCUCUAAGCUUCUCGGUUGGAAAGCCGAGUCAGAGUCCUCUACUCCCACCUGAUACAUUUAGGGGGAGAGCGUCUUACCGACGGAUUACGUUAGAGAGACAGACAUCCACUCAUAUAGUGGGAUUGCUCGAAGGCUCAGGUCCAAGGAAGACAGAGGAAGAGUGCAGACAAGAGUAUAUUUUCUUGAGCAGAUUCGCACGCUCACUACUCAAGAAACUGGGGGACUUGUGUUGGGAUAUAUCAUCCCGGCUUAUUACUGUUCAGAAGUCCAACCCAUUACCCCGGGUCAGAGCCCAAUCGACGAGGGUCGUUUUCAGCUUUUCAGGCUUGUUUUGGCCUUUGGGCCCGUUUUGGUCCACUUUGGCCCAUUAGGUUAGAAAUGAACCCUCCCCCAUUUCCCCUAUAAAUAGAGGCUUUCCCACAAUGUUUAGGGACUUUUUUUCUCUUCUUCCCCACACCCCACUUCUCUCUAGGGUUUGGAGCUCCAUUAAUGGCUACCAAGGCUCAAGCUUGUACAUUGUAAUGGUGAGGAGGGAUUAAUGAGAAUGAGAGGGCUUGGACAUUAGCCAAAACAGUCCCGUGGUUUUCUCCCUUUCCGGGUUUCCACGUAAAAAUCAUUUUUUAUAUUUUAUUAUCACCACAUAGCCAUGAAACCCUCCCGAAAGGGGUGUUGUACUUCCGGGCUACGGCGAAUUAACCUCAACAGGAAGGAAGAUGGGGUGUGGUGCACGGACAGGGUUGAUCUGGGAGCUAUGGUCACAGAUUAUUUUUUGUCUUUGUUUCAGGUUUCGGAGCAGAACCGGUUGACGGAUGUCCGAGGGGAGUUUUCUCAGGUGAUCGAGACCCAAAACCAAGCUUUACUACAGCCUAUCAGUCCGGAGGAGGUUAAAACGGCGGUCUUUGAUAUGCACCCAGAGAAAUCACCUGGAUCGGAUGGUAUGAACCUAGCCUUUUUUCAGAUCUAUUGGGAUAUUGUAGGCCCAGAAAUAUCAGGGUUGUGUGCUAAUAUGUUUGAGACAAGAAAGCUAGCUGAUAAUAUUAAUAUAACUAAUAUUGUCUUGAUCCCCCAAAAGGACAAACCCGAAUGCAUGGGAGACUGGCGCCCGAUUGCAUUGUGUAAUGUGGUGUAUAAAUUUUUUUCAAAAGUGUUGGCGAAUAGGCUGAAGGGGAUGCUUGAUAAUUUGGUAGUUGAGUGCCAGAGUGCUUUUAUUCCUGGCAGAUCUAUUAUUGAUAAUAUUAUUGUGGCCUUUGAAACCCAACAUUUUUUGAAGCGCAAAAGUACUGGGAAGGAGGGAUUUAUUGCACUUAAACUUGAUAUGAGUAAGGCCUAUGACAAAGUGGAUUGGUCUUUCCUCGACAAAAUUCUAAUUAAAAUGGGAUUUCAUGGAUGUUGGGUGAGAAUGAUUAUGGAAUGUGUCAAGACUGUUAAGUACUAUAUCCAGUUUGAUGGCGAUUUUUUGGGCCCAAUUAUUCCGGGCAGGGGGCUACGCCAAGGAGACCCUGUGUCUCCCUAUCUUUUUAUUCUAAUUGCGGAGGGGCUGAGUGCUCUAAUCAGACAGGCUGAGAAACAAAGGAACAUCCACGGGGUGGCCGUUUGCAGAAGAGCUCCACGGGUAUCCCACCUUUUCUUCGUUGAUGAUAGUUUUCUUUUCUUCAAAGCUAAUAUGAUUGAAUGCACUGCGGUGAAGGAAAUCCUGAAGGAGUAUGAGGAUAACUCUGGGCAGGCGGUUAAUUUCACCAAGUCCACUUUGUCGUUUAGCCCCAAUAUCCAGGAGGAUUUUAAGGGCUAUUGUCGUAAUUUCUUUGGAGUUUUGCAGGAUGGAGACAAUCAACGCUACUUGGGUUUGCCGAGCUUAAUAGGAAGAGGAAAACGAGCUAUUCUUGGAUUUCUGAGAGAUAGAAUUGUCCAGCGAAUCAAAAGCUGGAACAAUCGUUUUUUAUCUCGAGCAGGAAGAGCGGUGUUGCUUCGUAAUGUUGUCCAGGCGAUGCCCACCUAUGCGAUGAAUGUCUUUUUGCUCCCCAGGGAUCUGUGUGACGAGAUUGAGAAACUAAUGAACGGCUUCUGGUGGAAAGGCUCAAAAUUCGAACAAAGAGGAAUCAGAUGGAGAAGAUGGGAGGCGUUGCGCAAACCGAAAGGACUUGGAGGGCUGGGAUUCAGGAAGCUAAGAGAGUUCAACCUUGCUAUGCUGGCUAAACAAGGAUGGCGGAUCCUAUCUAGGCCCGAUAAUUUAAUGGGCGUGUACUAAAGGCCAGGUACUUUCCCAACUCCGAUUUUUUGCAGGCCAAACUUGGCAACGAUCCUUCUUACAUAUGACAAAGUAUUUUGGAGACUCAGAGCGUCCUACGAGAUAAUACCAGAAAGCGUGCUGGAACGGUAGAUAGUUUCAGGUUUGGGGUGAUGCCUGGCUUCCAGGACCGGGGAAUGGACUAGUUCAGUCAGCCAAACCACCCAGGAUAGCAAAUACGAAUGUAGCAGCUCUGAGAGAUAGCACAGGUAGGAAAUUGAAUAUGGAACGAAUUGGAGCAAUCUUUAACGAGGAGGAAAGGAAGAUUAUAACCAGCAUUCCCAUCAGUAUUCACGACAAGAAGGAUAGCCUCUGGUGGAGUAAGGAAAAUGAUGGCAAUUUUUCUGUUAAAAGUUGCUACACAACUAUGAUGAAUGGUGUGGGAGAAGGUGCUUGGACAGGUUGGAAAUCGUUAUGGGAUCUAGAAAUACUACCCAAAAUAAAAUAUCUUAUACGGCAGGUUCUGGAUGUCUCUCUUCCAUCACUAACGAAUCUGGAGCGUAAAGGGGUGCCUGUUCAAACCAUAUGUAAAAUUUGUCUGCAGGAACCGGAAACUUCAGAGCAUGCCCUGAGAUCUUGCCUGAAAGCUAGGGAGGUUUGGAUGGAAGCGGGAGUAGAUACUGGCGGAGGAGAGGAUACUCUGGAGGCUUGGAUGAAAAGUUUGUUGUGGGGCGGAUAAAGAGAAAAGAUGUAGAGUAGCCAUGCUUGUCUGGGGACCGUGGAAGCGUCGCAAUACGUUUGUUUGGGAGGAGGAGUGGCAGAGUACGGCUUGUGUUAUAAGCUGCUGCGCUAGUAUGCAACAAGCAUGGAAUAUGGCACAACAGGUGGUGGGGAAACCGAGCAGGAAUACGCGACGCACAACUCCACUAUGGAAACGUCCUGGUAUGGGAGGCAUCAAAAUAAAUGUGGACACGGCGGUAGAGAGUGUAGGGGGAACAAGAGCUUGGGGCUGGAUUGCUAGGGAUGACAGAGGUGAGAUCGUGAAGGCAAGGGAAGCUUCACAUAAAGCGGAGUGGACUCCAGCAGAAACUGAGGCGGCUGGGAUACGUGAGGCCAGGCCCGGCCCAGCCCAGGUGCAACUGGAGCAGCUGCACAGGGCCCCCAAUUUUGAAGGGCCCCCAUUUUUUUAAGUCUAGUAUUAUACCUAGGCCCAUUAGUAGAGUAAUAAUAUGAAAAAGAGUAAAAGACAGCCCGUCAGCCCGAUCCAAACUUACUAACGGCGUGCGUAUUGCUCAAGUCUUUGACUCUUCAACUGCAUCUUCUGCAGUUUUGCGUCUUCGACUCUUCAUGAAUGCGUACUCGAAUAGUCGAACAAAUGGAGAAAUCGAAGCGAUGAAGAAUGCGAUUUUCGAGGAGACCAGCGAUUUGAGCAAUUUUCGAACAGUCAACAGUCGAACAAAGGUAUGAAAUUUCAUCAAUUUAUUCUUUUUACCGUUAGAUUUUAAUGUUAAAUAUCUUCGAGUCUUAGAUUCUUCUUAUUUUCGAACGGUCUGCUUUCGAGUUUCGCCCUUCUUUCAUUCACUCAUUCUGUGCUCCAGCUCCGUGAUGUGUGUCUGCAGCAUGAAAGCCGAAGCAAGGGCAAGAGCUAAGGGCGCAAGGCUUCAAGCUUUCAGUCUGCUGGACGCCUGGACGGACUGCUGCCUGCGAGUUAUCAAGGCAUCAAGAUUCAAGUGGGCACUGGCUAAUUGGCUAUUCUGUUAAUCUGUUUCAGUUUCACAGUUCCAGGGCUUCACUCAUCAGUCAUCACUUCUUCAGCCUUCAGGUGUUUUUGUUCUUAUUCAUACUUUUUAAUUAUUAAUUUGGGUUCAUCUACAUCUUAUAAAUUACAAUUUAGAAAUUGAUAUUUGAAAAAGCCUCCUAGAAUUAGAAAAUAUGAAUUUGGAUAUGAAAAACGAAUGAAGAAAAAAAUAGAUGAGUUUAUUUUUUCUCAAAAAGGAGCUUUAGAAAAAUUUGUUACAAGAGAAUCACAAAGUGUUGUUGCGAAUGAAAAUAUCUGUGCUAGUAGUGGUGUUGAUGUUGAUGAUAUUGUUGGUGCAACUGAUAAUGAUGUUGAUGUUGAUGAUUGUGUUGAUGGAAAUGUUAAUGUUGUUGAUGAUGAUCUUGGUGCAACUGCUAAUGUUAAUGUUGAUGGCAUUGUUAAUUCUAGUUGUGAAUUUGAUGAUAAUGUUGUUGCUAAUGAUGCUUUUGAAGCAGAAGCUAAUGUUGACAAUCAUGUUACUAUUGAAAGUUUUGAUAUAUUUGAUCCAAGAAAUUGGGAUAUUCUUGAUUCUAACAUGAUUAAUAAUUUAGUUGAAAAGGGUCCAAUUAGAGAUUUAUCUAUCACUAAGGGUCCUAAAGAUCAAUCACCAAGAAGGUUUUCAGCUGCAUUUUACACUAGAAUUUUACCAAAUAGAGAGAAGUGUGAUAGAGAAUGGCUAGUGUAUUCAAAGGAACUUUAUAAAGUUUUCUAUUUUUGCUGUAAAAUAUUUUAAAAAGGAAUUGGUCGAAAUCAAUUAGCGAAUGAGGGAUUUGGAGAUUGGACACAUGUUACCACUAGGCUUAGAGAACAUGAAUGUAGUGUUGAACAUCUUAAAAAUAUGACUACAUGGUAUGAUUUGCGUUUAAGAUUGCAGAAAAAUCAAACGAUUGAUAAAACUUCUCAAAAACUUUUUGAAAAAGAAAAAGAGCAUUGGAGAAAGAUGUUGAGAAUUGUUUCAGUGGUGAAAUUUCUUGCUAAACAUAAUCUUGCAUUUCGUGGUACGAAUAAGAAGUUGUAUCAAAAUAGUAAUGGAAAUUUUUUGGGCUUAAUUGAGAUGUUGGAAGAGUUUGACCCUGUGGUUCAAGAACAUGUUCAACAUAUUAAAAAUGAUGAAAUUCAUUAUCAUUAUCUAGGGCAUAGGAUCCAAAAUGAGUUAAUACUCUUGCUUGGUUCUCAAAUUAAAUCUGUAAUUAUUGAAAAAAUCAAACAAGCAAAGUACUUUUCUGUGAUACUUGAUUGUACCCCUGAUAUAAGUCAUCAAGAACAAAUGUCUUUAAUAUUGAGAUAUGUGGAUGUCUCGUCAAACUCAGUUAGCGUUGAGGAAUCAUUCUUAGGGUUUUUGAAUGUUAAUGAUACGACUGGUCAAGGUCUUUUUAAUGUUAUGCAAAAUGAAUUGGUCUCUCUUGAUCUUGAGCUUGAUAACGUAAGAGGACAGAGAUAUGAUAAUAUGAAAGGAAAACAUCAAGGAGUGCAAAAAAAAUUGCUGGAUUUAAAUCCUAGAGCUUUUUAUACUCCAUGUGGUUGUCAUAGCCUUAAUUUGACUUUAUGUGACAUGACGAAUACUUGUGGUAAAGCUAAAUAUUUUUUUGGAGUUAUUCAACGUAUCUAUACAAUUUUUGCAAAUUCCACUGAGGAUGGCAAAUUUGGAAAGAAAAUAUAAAGGGAUUAACUCUUAAAUCAUUGUCAUCUACUUGUUGGGAGAGCCGUGUUGAUAGUGUUAAAGCUAUAAGAUUUCAGGUUUUAGAAAUACGAGAAGCUUUACUUGAAGUAGCAAAAACCGACAAUGAUUCCAAAAUUAGGAGCGAAGCAAAAUCUUUAGCCGAAAAUGAUCUUGGUAAUUUUGAAUUCAUUGUUGCGGUAGUUAUUUGGUAUGAAAUCUUAUAUGCUGUAAAUUUAGUUAGCAAGGAUUUGCAAAAGAUUGACAUGCUUCUUGAUGUUGCUAUUGAAAAAUUGAAGGGGUUAAUUUCUUAUUUUGAAAAGUAUAGAGAAACUGGUUUCUCAAGUGCCUUAGAAAUUGCAUCGGGCAUUUGUAUUGAAUUGAACAUUGCCGCCGUAUUUCCUCAAAAGCAGCAAAUUAGAAGGAAACGACAAUUUGAUGAGAAUCCAGAUGAUGUGUGUUUUAGUGUUUCUCAAUCUGCACAGGAGUUGUUUAGAGUUAAUUAUUUCUUGUGCAUUGUUGAUCAAGCAAUAACAUCACUUACCACAAGAUUUGAACAAUAUCAACAAUAUGAGAAUAUUUUUGGGUUUUUAUUUACCUCCGAAAAGUUGCGUUUAUUAGAUGAUAACAAUUUGAAAUCUUGUUAUAGUUGUCUUGAAGCAUCACUUAAGAAGGAUGAACAAUCAAAUUUUGAUGGAAAUGAAUUAUAUGUAGAAUUAAAGUUGCUUAAAGACUUUUUGCCAAUGGAGACUAUGGGGCCUGUUGAUGUCUUGAAAAUUUUAAAACGUCUUGAUUGCUUUCCUAAUGCGGUUAUUACUUAUAGAGUUCUUUUGACUAUUCCCAUUACUGUUGCAACUGUAGAGCGAAGCUUUUCAAAACUGAAGGCGUUAAAGACUUACAUGCGGUCAACAAUGACAUAAGAAAGACUUAACGGAUUGGCUUUAGUGGCAAUUGAGAGCGACAUAUUGGAGAAGAUUGCAUAUGAAGACCUUAUCGAAGACUUUAUUUCAAAGAAUCUUAGAAGGAUAGCAUUAUUUAAAUAAGUGUAGUUUAAUUUCAAAAUAUUGGAUGUGAUUUUGAUGCUCUUGAUGUAUUAGUCGAAGAAAAAUUGCAUUUUAGUAUGAAGUAUAAUUAUAAAAUAUGAUAUUACUUUUUAUUUAA
This is a messenger RNA of Cuscuta europaea, 9872 nucleotides long. The record is from the annotation of a GenBank genome assembly. Lineage: Eukaryota; Viridiplantae; Streptophyta; Magnoliopsida; Solanales; Convolvulaceae.